AUGGACUAUGGUCCUGUCAUUGACAUCCAAAAGCUAAUCCAGGAUUAUGUAUGGAAGGAGUUUACGCGUGAUGUCUGUUGCAUCCAAGGGAUCUUUGUUCGCCGCAGCGAUUUCAUCAUCGACAUACCAUGGAGCUUCUUCGAAAUAUACCAUCGAACCAUCAAGUUCAAUCCUCGCUCAAAACUGGCCAGUGGACUUCGUGACCAAAAGCAAGUUGUACUCUUCUCGACCAACUUUAGAAAUAAUACACAAAAAGAGCAGUCGUACAAGUUAAAAACCCAGCGUCAUACAAAGGCGACGACGACCAUCACCUGUCAGCGGGGGUACGUGGUCGGAUGCUGUACAAACCUCUAUUUAAAACUACAGCUGCCCGAGAAGUACUCGGAUUGUGGCGUAAGUGCUGGGUUGAGCGGUCAACUCACCGUCACCCGUCCUCCAGGCGAAACCAUCGAAGAAACUUACAUAUGGGAGACGGACAGUGACGUAGUUGUCGAACCAAAUUAUCUUACUGAAGCGAAAAUUAUGCUAACAGAAGACGAGAUGGUCGCUGAUUUUGAAGUGCGUUCGACUCUUCGUAUGCCUUCCGGUGAAGCUCCCGUCACUAUACGGCGUAAAAAAGACAUGGAAAUUCAGGGUGUAGUUAUGAUCAAUGACCUGAGUGACGUUUUUGCCGAUUGUAACGUGUCUAUCAUUGAGGUGGCCACUAGCGAUCGUAAAGUAACGUAUCAUAUUGAAAUUACCACGAUAGGAAUUCUACAAAGUAUCCGUUGGCGAAAUCAGAGAAUUUUGCUCGAGUCCCACCCCAUAGACCACGACUCGAAGGCGGCGGAAGGUGCGAGAGAACCCAUUAAGCAGACUGCCUCUCUUGAAUCCAAAGAGUCGGUUAUUCCUAUAGAAUCCAAAGAGGUUUGCUCGCAAAUCCUGCGACACGCGACGAGGUCCAUGGAGGCGACUAUCGUGCCCCCGUCACCGGAGAAAGACAAGGCUGAACGAGCCGAAAAGCCGGAAAGAUCCGAGAAAAGUGAGAUAUCCGAAACAAAAGACAUGCGCUUCCCUAAUAUUCCGACCAUUAUUACGGAAAUGGCUGAGGACCCCCAGUUGCCUGGCGUCAUCAAACUGGGGGACAAGGACGACGUAUCGCCGAUGAAGAGGGCCAUCCCUCCCAGAUCACUGUCCAGACGUCAGAGUGUUCCCGUGGCUUUAAAGACUGGUGAUCUCCCGCCUGGCUCCCUCCGUCAAACACGAUCUGUGGAAGCAACGUCCGCUGCCCGGAAGAGCAUUGAGAGUCCCACUAGUCUGGCCAAAGUAACCAGUGUGUGA
Messenger RNA from Acanthosepion pharaonis, 1320 nucleotides. NCBI's taxonomy places the organism in Eukaryota, Metazoa, Mollusca, Cephalopoda, Sepiida, Sepiidae. The record is from the annotation of a GenBank genome assembly.